Messenger RNA from Caenorhabditis remanei, 534 nucleotides. RefSeq lists its product as uncharacterized. Bases 1 to 534 code for a protein of 177 amino acids. Lineage: Eukaryota; Metazoa; Nematoda; Chromadorea; Rhabditida; Rhabditidae. The record is from RefSeq and is a predicted model, not a curated record. The transcript is spliced from 3 exons.
AUGUUCUCAGGCACCAGACAGCAACAAACAGAACAGAUAUAUGUUCUAUUGCACCUGAUUUUCGUGGAGAAGAAUCCAGAAAUGGUCCGACGGAUGGAAAAGUGGGUAUUCAAAUGGGUGUGGUCAGUCGCCGCCUUCUGCUGCAUGAAAAAAUGCGAAUGUGAUGAAGUGAAGAGAGCCUUCUCCUUAAAAUCCAUCAUCUACCAAGACGCACACUGGAUCGAGAUUGAGGAUUUGUACAAGCUGCAAAACGCCGAAGUCGUCAAGAUCGGUGACAACAACGACUUCACGAAUUGCGAGUACAACAUGCUCAUUGUGCACUGGAUGACUCACGAGGGAGACAUGUUCAAGACAUUGGAGAUUGGAAGAAAGAGAACCGGCGCUUUGCACGUCGACUGGUUCCUCAAGGACGUCGUGUAUUUGGAAAUAGCUAGAGGAAUGGGAGGAGAUGAUGGAGCCAUACUGCUUGUGAGUUGGGGUUUGAUAUAUCCAAGAUAUGUACGUAGAAACAGAUCGAGAGCCCGCCAUUAUUGA